AUGCCCGAGAGUAUCGACAAAAAGCCGCUCCGCAUUUCUAUUGAUCGCGGAGGUACUUUUACGGAUUGCAUCUGCAAAAUUCUCGACAGGGACGAUAUCAUCGUGAAGAUCUUGUCUGUGGACCCUAAGAACUACGCCGACGCACCAACUGAGGCAAUUCGUCGCGUCCUGGAAAUAUACUAUGAAACUACAAUCCCACGAGGCUCGGAACUAGAUCUUAAGGAUGUUGAAUGGAUUCGCAUGGGCACAACGGUCGCAACCAAUGCGCUACUCGAGCGCAAGGGCGAGCGCACAGCCCUACUGGUAACAGAAGGCUUCAAGGAUAUCUUGCAGAUCGGCAACCAAAGCCGACCGUACAUGUUCGAUCUUACGAUUCGACGACCGAAACCGUUGUACUCAGAUGUCUUUGAAGUCAAAGAGCGCGUGACAGUAGGAAGUUGCAAUGACUCAAAUCUCCGCAGUAUCACACUUCACUCUCCAGAGCCCGUUGAGACAAACAUCGGAACGUCCGGUGAGGUGGUCCAAGUACUUCAGCCUCUCGACUUGGACAACACUAGAGAUUACCUGCGGAGAAUAUACCAUGAGGGCUACCGGUCUUUGGCAGUGUGUCUUAUGCAUUCCUACAUAUUCCCAACACAUGAAUUGCAAAUCAGAGAGUUGGCACUCGAUAUUGGGUUUGAAUGUAUAUCACUGUCGCAUCAAAUCUCUCCAAGGCCAAAACUUGUCCCGCGCGGCAACUCUACCGUGGUUGACGCGUACUUAACCCCGAACAUUCAACGAUAUCUCCAACAGUUUUCAAAGAACUUUCCCAAGAUUGAGCAAUCGCAGACGCGACUGGAAUUUAUGCAGUCAGAUGGUGGUUUGGUUCCCUCGUCGAGCCUUUCCGGGCUGCACUCCAUUCUCUCCGGGCCGGCUGGCGGUGUCAUAGGCUAUUCCCAAACAUGUUUCGACACAGAAUCUGGAACUCCAGUGAUUGGAUUUGAUAUGGGGGGCACCAGUACCGACGUCAGUCGAUACGACGGUGAAUUGGAUCAUAUCUUCGAAACAACAACUGCUGGAAUCUCGAUCCAGGCACCACAGCUCAAUGUGAAUACUAUCGCCGCUGGAGGAGGUAGUAUACUGACAUGGAAAGAUGGACUUAUGUCGGUUGGCCCGGAGAGUGCGUCUUCCAACCCUGGACCGGCAUGCUACCGUAAAGGCGGUCCGUUAACUGUGACGGAUGCGAAUCUCGCACUGGGUCGUUUGAUUCCAGAAGAGUUCCCGUCGGUUUUUGGUGCCAACGAGAAUGAGCCAUUGGAUAGAGAUAUUGUACUCGCCAAGUUCAAGGACCUGACUCAAACUAUCAACCAAGAGACCGGCAAGUCAUUGACGUGGGCAGAGGCUGCCGAUGGGUUCCUCCAAGUCGCCAAUUCCGCAAUGUGCGGGCCUAUUCGAAGCUUGACCGAGGCCAAGGGUCAUGAUGUUGCAAAGCAUCACCUCGCUUCAUUCGGUGGUGCAGGAGGCCAGCAUGCUUGCGCCAUCGCCGAAGCCCUUGGAAUCAAAAGAGUUCUGAUCCACAAGUACUCCUCUAUUCUCUCCGCCUAUGGAAUUGGACUGGCAGAUGUCGUACACGAGGAAGAGCGGGUGUGCGCAAGGCCCUAUGACAACUCUACCAUUGACGCGAUCAAUCGCGACAUGGAAUUGCUUGCCGCCUGCGCGCGAAGCAGUCAGACCAUGGAACCAUUUAACAGCGUUCAAACACGCCGCUAUCUAAGUAUGAGGUACGAUGGCAGCGAGACUUCAAUCAUGAUCUCCUGGGAUAGCUCGGAGAUUGAUGCCAAGGAAGCAUUCGUCAAAGCUCACCAUCAGCAAUUUGGAUUCACUCCUACCAACCGUAUGGUGUACGUUGACACCAUUCGUGUUCGGGCAAUUGGCUGCAGUACUUUCUCCAAAAGCUCUUCAGUUGCUGCUCUCACCUCGUCCUUGAAGUCUAAGCCCGAGGAUGUCUGUGCUGUCCCUACCUCAUGGGAAUCUACAUAUUUCAGUCCGAUGGGAUGGAUUAACACGCCGGUAUAUCACUUCAACACCUUAAGUGAUGGCUGCCAAAUUCAAGGACCAGCCCUGGUCAUUGACAAGACGCAGACAAUUCUGGUCAACCCGCAAUCCAGCGCGACUAUCGCUCAAGAUGUCCUAAUCCUGGACGUCCGCUCUUCUGGCCCAAAAGCGGGGAGCACAGAGGCCAUUGAUCCAAUCCAGCUUUCGAUUUUCCGUCAUCGAUUUAUGGGUGUUGCGGAGCAAAUGGGUCGCGUGUUGCAGAACGUUAGUAUCAGUGCUAAUAUUAAGGAGCGGCUCGAUUUCACCUGUGCAAUUUUCACACCUGAGGGGGAUUUGGUCGCCAACGCGCCUCAUGUUCCCGCCAUGAUUGGGAGUAUGGCUUUUGCGGUCAGGUCACAGAUUAUUGAGUGGCAGGGUAAGCUGCAGGAUGGUGAUGUUUUGCUUUCCAAUACUCCAGCCUUCGGAGGUGUUCACCUUCCUGACCUUACGGUGAUUACUCCGGUCUUUGACUCCAAUGGAAAAGAAAUUAUCUUCUGGGCUGCUUCACGCGGCCAUCACGCGGAUGUUGGCGGUAUCCUUCCAGGCUCCAUGCCGCCCUUGUCAAAGCUCCUAUCGGAAGAGGGAGCGGUCUUUGACUCUCAUCUGCUGGUGCGUGCGGGCCACUUCGAUGAGGAAGAACUCCACCGGCUGUUAUGCGUGGAGCCUGCACGUUUCCCCGGCUCUAGCGGAUCCCGAUGUUUCCAGGAUAAUAUCACCGACUUGAAAGCUCAAGUUGCUGCAAACCACUGUGGUACCCGUCUCAUGCGGCAGCUGAUUGAGGAAUAUUCUAUGGAUGUAGUUCAGAUGUACAUGUGCGCGAUCCAAGAUUCCGCUGAGCUAGCGGUGCGAAAUCUCUUGAAGCAUCUCGCCCAUGAUCGCGAUGGAGAAGAAAUAUCCGCUGUGGAUUAUAUGGACGACGGCACCCCAAUCAAGCUGAAAGUGACUAUCAGCCCAUCAGAUGGCUCUGCCAUCUUCGAUUUUACAGGAACAGGUCCAGAGGUCUACGGAAAUUGGAAUGCCCCAAUCGCAAUCUGUAACUCAGCAGUUAUCUUCGCCCUGCGCUGCAUGGUAAAAUCUGACAUCCCCCUCAACCACGGCUGUAUCAAGCCAGUACAAAUAAUUAUACCAGAGGGAUCGCUCUUGCGGCCGAGCUUCGAAGCGGCGGUGUGUGCAGGGAACGUACUGACAUCCCAACGGAUCGUGGACGUCAUAUUCAAGAGCUUCCGUAUCUGCGCCGCCAGCCAGGGCUGCAUGAAUAACUUUACUUUUGGCAACGACGGCGAUAAUGGCUUCGGAUACUAUGAGACCAUCGCUGGCGGGAGUGGAGCAGGUCCCGGCUGGGCUGGUACAAGUGGUGUACACACCAACAUGACCAAUACGCGCAUUACGGACCCCGAAUCUCUUGAGCGUCGAUAUCCGGUUAUUCUCCGGCGUUUUAGUCUCCGCGAUGGUAGUGGUGGCGCAGGAUUGUACCCUGGAGGCGAUGGAGUUAUCAGAGAUGUUGAGCUCAGGGUUCCCAUGUCUGUGUCUAUUCUUUCUGAACGGCGCAGUUUCGCGCCUUACGGUAUGGGAGGUGGGCAGGAUGGGCAGCGUGGCAGGAAUACUUGGAUAACUAAGGCUGGUCGCCAUAUCAAUGUUGGGGGUAAAAACUCUAUCCGUGUUCAGCCCGGGGAUCGCUUCGUUAUUGAGACUCCUGGUGGUGGUGGUUAUGGAGCUCCCGGGGAGUUGGAUAGGUCUGGUGUGGACGAGUCGACGUUCAUGCCGUCAUUUGUGCCGGUUGCUAAUGGUAGUGUUGCUGCGAGUAGGAGUUUGGCCGAGCAAGUAUGA
Molecule: messenger RNA, 3900 nt
Organism: Penicillium canariense
Lineage: Eukaryota; Fungi; Ascomycota; Eurotiomycetes; Eurotiales; Aspergillaceae
Exons: 8
Coding region: 1-3900 (1299 amino acids)
Biological process (GO): glutathione metabolic process
Cellular component (GO): cytosol
Molecular function (GO): 5-oxoprolinase (ATP-hydrolyzing) activity
Source: RefSeq, a predicted model, not a curated record